Alternaria burnsii is the source of this 312-nucleotide messenger RNA. Its product is annotated as 60s ribosomal protein l33-a. The record is from RefSeq and is a predicted model, not a curated record. Gene Ontology annotation, molecular function: structural constituent of ribosome. Gene Ontology annotation, biological process: cytoplasmic translation; ribosomal large subunit biogenesis. Lineage: Eukaryota; Fungi; Ascomycota; Dothideomycetes; Pleosporales; Pleosporaceae. The transcript has 2 exons. Gene Ontology annotation, cellular component: cytosolic large ribosomal subunit; ribosome. The coding region runs from base 1 to 312 and encodes 103 amino acids.
AUGUGUGCAGUAUACGUCAAAGCCCGCCAUGUCAGCUACCAGCGCGGCAAACGCAACACGAACCCCAACGUGAGCCUCCUCACGCUUGAAGGUGUCGACAACACGCAAGACGCGCAGUGGUACCUCGGCAAGCGCGUCGCGUACGUCUACCGCGUUGCAGGUAGCAAAGAGGAUGGUCCUCGCGUGAUCUGGGGCAAGAUCCGCAGGACACAUGGCAAUUCAGGUGUCGUACGCGCUUCUUUCGCGAACAACCUCCCGCCAAAGUCGUUUGGUGCUAGCCUAAGGGUUAUGAUGUAUCCCAGCUCAGUUUAA